AUGGCUGAGGAACCCUCAUCUGUCCCCCUCAGAGGGGAGGGUCCUUCCCUGGAUGCAGCACAAUUUAUGACUGCCACCCAGAUCCAGGACUUAAUUAAUAAGUCAGUCCAAGCGGCCCUGGCCUCAUCCAUAAUGCCCUCUGGCCUGCAACAACAGGUUUCCAAUAUCUCGGCUCCCCUUCAUGGCGGAGAUCCACAUGUUAAAAAGGGCAAGGCUUCCCAUAAAAGGAAGCACAUCUCUGACUCCCCGGCAGGGGAAGAUAAUAACAUGCUCCAGACAGUCCCUACCCCGGUCUGUCAACCCCAGCAUCCCUCUGACUCCGCUCGACCCCUGGGCCUCGGAGAGUUACAUGGCAAGAGGCGUAAGUCCGCUAAGCGCACAAAACCCGACUCCUAUGUAGACUCCUCUACUGAGGACUCUUCGGGUUCCUCUAAUGAGUCUGAGGACUACGAGUCAGACCCCAAUAUUGAACAGGAUGCUGGGGAUACAGCGCUCGACACCGACGCCAACCCUGCCAUGCAGGGCAAUGUUAUCCUGGAUUCCCUAGGAGAACCCCUUUUUCACCCAGACGCGAUCUCCCAUCCGAGAUCAGGCGACUGGUCUCCACUCCCCCACGUGGCCCAAUAUGUAGAGCUUUGGGCUUGUAAAUCUCUGGAUAGGUCCAGCCGUAAUAAGCUGAGGGCGGAAUGCCCUAGACCCUUUAUCCCCAAUAAGGUGGUGGCUACCCCGGAGGUGGACCCCAUCCUGAUGAAAUACUUAUUAAAAUCGGGUAAAUUUCCUAAGAAGGGAAUAGAACGUUCCUUCAAAACCAUACAGGAGCGUAUCCUGGAUUUAAUGGGUCCUCUCACUAAGAUCCUGAAUUUAGCCGAGCAUGCUGCGGCGUCGGAGGAACCCGUAGACGUCCGUCAGCUCCGCGGCUGGGCCCAGAGAGCCAUUUGCCUGGCAGGCCACAGGGCAGACCAGUUGCCCAAUACCAUUAUUCCCAGGCUCCUCCUUCCUACACCGUUCCAGUGGUCCAACCAUCCCCAUUCUUCCCUCCUCGUGGUCGACCCUGGAGAAGUCGUGGCGGACGUGGAUACCCCCGCUCCCGUCCUUCUACCGGUGAGUGUACCAUACAGCCCACUUUCUCAUAUACCUGUGGGGGGGCGACUGAUGUAUUUUACCCACGCCUGGUCUGCGAUUACGGCAGACGUGUGGGUUCUUCAGACAGUGGCGGGGUUUCACCUAGAACUCCAGUCCUUACCGGUUCUGGGUGUAAUUCCAACCCCUAUCCGGUUCUCGGAGCAAAAUGCGAUCCUCAUAGACAACGAGGUGCGAGAUCUCCUGUCCAAACAUGCGAUCAUGGAGUCCGACCCAUCUUCCCUAGGGUUCAUAAGCAACCUCUUCCUAGUGAAGAAGAAAGGGGGCGGCUACCGCCCGGUCAUAAACCUGAGAGACCUAAACCAACAUGUCAUGUAUCGCCAUUUCAAAAUGGAGGGAAUUCACUCACUCCGGGAUCUUUUGCUGCCAGGAGACUGGCUGGUGAAGGUGGACUUGAAGGACGCAUACCUUACCGUUCCCAUACACCCGGAGUCACAACAGUUCCUCCGUUUUCUUUGGAGGGGCAGAUUGUGGCAGUUUACGUGCCUUCCGUUCGGCCUAUCAUCCGCCCCGUGGUGCUUCACCAAACUGAUGAAACCGGUGGUGGCGGCUCUGAGGAGCAGGGGGGUUCGUCUGAUCAUUUAUUUAGACGACCUUCUUAUCAUGGCCCGAUCCAAAUCUCAGGCCUCUCUUCACAUGUCGUGGACAAUAUCGUUGCUACAUACUCUAGGCUUCGUGGUCAACCGAGAAAAGUCGGUUCUCGUCCCGGCUCAGGAAAUGGAGUUCCUGGGUUUCUUGGUGGACACCAAUCGCGCACUACUGCGGCUCCCCAAGUCCAAACUAGCCCUGAUCCGCAAAGAAAUCAGGGCGGUUUUGCGCAAAGGAUGCUUGUCAUUAAGGAUUCUGGCGCGCCUGGUGGGGCUCCUGGCGGCUUCCAUCCAGGCCAUCUUUCCGGCCCCCCUGCACUACCGAGCCCUUCAGAGGCUCAAGAUCUUGCAUCUGCGCCAGGGCCUCAGGUACGCAGACAAAGUACCCCUCUGUCCGGCGGCUACCGAGGAGUUACAUUGGUGGCUUCGUCAUGCUGUCGAGUGGAAUGGCAAAGCCAUUUUCAACCCGCGUCCGGACGUCAUCAUAGAGUCGGACGCGAGCCGUCUUGGCUGGGGCGCUCGAUGCGGGGAGAUUUCCACAGAAGGGACUUGGUCCGCCUUGGAAGUCGACCUGCAUAUCAAUGCAUUGGAGCUUCUGGCGGCUUUCUUUGCCGUCAAGAGCUUCAUGCCUCGUUCGUCCAACUGUUGUGUGUUAUUACGCAUGGACAACGUGGCGGCGGUUCAGUACGUCAACCGCUUAGGGGGUACCAGAUCCAAGAUCCUGGCAGACCUGGCCAAGGAAUUCUGGCACUUUUGCCUAGCUCGCAACAUUAUCCCGGUAGCGGAGUACAUUCCAGGGGUCUCCAACACGGUGGCCGAUUGGAAUUCUCGCUAUCUCCUCGAUUCCAGCGACUGGCGCCUGGAUCGUUCAAUUUUUCUGCAGUUGCUUCACCUUUGGGGCCCGUUAUACGUGGACCUUUUCGCUUCUCGCCUCAACCACCAACUGCCUCAUUUCUUCAGCUGGAGACCGGAUCCAGAAGCGUCUGCGGUAGACGCUCUCCGCCUCCUCUGGCCGAGGGGAACUCACUAUGCCUUUCCUCCUUUCCAGUUGAUCCCCAGGGUCCUCUUGCAUACGACGAACCAGAGGGCAACGGUUGUGCUGAUCACACCUUGGUGGCCGACACAACCAUGGUUCCCUCUUCUUUUGGGGAUGAUCGUGGAUUAUCCCCGGCUGUUACCCCAAGUUCCUCACCUUCUCACCAACCCGGCCGGGAGUCUCCAUCCUCUGGUGAUGGAGGGCAACCUGCCUCUCCUAGCGUGGUAUCAAUCGACCUGGGAUGUCUCCAGGUUGCUCGAUAUGUUUGCCUCAUGGGUGGACAAUGACGACCUUUCCCUGAAACUGUUGUCUUAUAAACUGACGGUCCUUCUUUGUUUGGUAUCCAUCAAACGUGUCUCAGACGUGAAGGCUUUGGACAUCUCUAGGCGACAAUUUUCGCCUCAGGGAGUAAAAUUCUCGGUGGUCCGUAGGACCAAGACAGGUAUUCACUCGGUUUUUUACCCGUUUUUUCCCGCGCAUCCACGGCUUUGCGUGGUUCGUUGUUUACAGGCGUACGAAUCACAGACGGCGGAUCUGCGCUCUCCGGAUUUCUCUCAGCUCCUGGUCUCAUAUGUCAGACCACAUCAUCCAGUUACCUCCGCUACUCUAGCACGCUGGGUACGUUCUGCCAUGGAGAUGGCAGGUAUAGAUGUGUCUCUGUUUGGAGCUCACUCUUCCAGGGGUGCUAUGGCUACGAAAAUCGUCACAUCAGGGGGCUCCCUCUCUGACUUAUUGAUGGCGGCCGAUUGGUCUUCGGAGACCACCUUUCGCCAUUUCUACUUCAGGCCGGAGGACCACGUGUCUAUGUCGGUCUUAUAA
Messenger RNA from Hyla sarda, 3582 nucleotides. RefSeq lists its product as uncharacterized. The transcript has 3 exons. NCBI's taxonomy places the organism in Eukaryota, Metazoa, Chordata, Amphibia, Anura, Hylidae. Gene Ontology annotation, molecular function: DNA binding. Bases 1 to 3582 code for a protein of 1193 amino acids. Gene Ontology annotation, biological process: DNA recombination; DNA integration. The record is from RefSeq and is a predicted model, not a curated record.